AUGACAACCACACCUACCACCACGAUGACAACUACACCUACUACCACGAUGACAACAACAACUACCACCACGAUGACAACAACAACUACACCUACUACCACCAUGACAACCACAACUACUUCCACGAUGACAACCACAACUACUAUCACUAUGACAACCACACAUACUACCACGAUGACAACCACACCUACUACCACGAUGAAAACCACAACUACUACCAAGAUGACAACCACACCUACUACCACGAUGGCAACCAGAACUACUACCACAAUGACAACUACACCUACUAACACUAUGACAACAACACCUACUACCACGAUGACAACCAAAACUACUACCACGAUGACAACCACACCUACUACCAUGAUGACAACCACAACUACUACCACAAUGACAACCACGCCUACUAUCACAAUGACAACCACACCUACUACCACGAUGACAACCAAAAGUACUACCACGAUGACAAGAACUACACCUACUACCACGAUGACAAUCACACCUACUACCACGAUGACAACCACACCUACUACCACUAUGACAACCACAGCUACCACGAUGACAACCACAACUACACCUACUACCACGAUGAGAACCACAACUACUACCACGAUGACUACCACACCUACUACCACGAUGACAACCACAGCUACCACGAUGACAACCACAACUACACCUACUACCACGAUGAGAACCACAACUACCACGAUGACAACCACACCUACCACCACGAUGACAACUACACCUACUACCACGAUGACAACAACAACUACCACCACGAUGACAACAACAACUACACCUACUACCACCAUGACAACCACAACUACUUCCACAAUGACAACCACAACUACUAUCACUAUGACAACCACACAUACUACCACGAUGACAACCACACCUACUACCACGAUGAAAACCACAACUACUACCAAGAUGACAACCACACCUACUACCACGAUGAACUACACCUACUACCACGAUGACAAUCACACCUACUACCACGAUGACAACCACACCUACUACCACUAUGACAACCACAGCUACCACGAUGACAACCACAACUACACCUACUACCACGAUGAAAACCACAACUACUACCACGAUGACUACCACACCUACUACCACGAUGACAACCACAGCUACGACGAUGACAACCACAACUACACCUACUACCACGAUGAGAACCACAACUACCACGAUGACAACCACAUCUACUACGAUGAUAACCACAACUACUACCACGAUGACAACCAUUACAACUACCACGAUGACAACCACACCUACUACCACGAUGACAACCACACCUACUACCACGAUGACAACCACAACUACUACCACGAUGACAACCACAACUACUACCACGAUGACAACCACACUUACUACCACGAUGACAACCACAACUACUACCACGAUGACAACCACAACUACUACCACGAUGACAACCACACCUACUACCACGAUGACAACCACAACUAG
Molecule: messenger RNA, 1473 nt
Organism: Haliotis rubra (blacklip abalone)
Lineage: Eukaryota; Metazoa; Mollusca; Gastropoda; Lepetellida; Haliotidae
Product: integumentary mucin C.1-like
Exons: 2
Coding region: 1-1473 (490 amino acids)
Source: RefSeq, a predicted model, not a curated record